Messenger RNA from Stegastes partitus (bicolor damselfish), 795 nucleotides. RefSeq lists its product as uncharacterized. Gene Ontology annotation, biological process: DNA integration. Bases 1 to 795 code for a protein of 264 amino acids. The record is from RefSeq and is a predicted model, not a curated record. The transcript has a single exon. Gene Ontology annotation, molecular function: nucleic acid binding. NCBI's taxonomy places the organism in Eukaryota, Metazoa, Chordata, Actinopteri, Pomacentridae.
AUGGGACGCAGGGUGAUUAUCCCACCCGUGUUGCGGAAAAAGCUUCUGCAGCAGCUACACACAGGUCACAGUGGCAUGGUCCGCAUGAAAGAACUGGCCAGGAACUAUUUCUGGUGGCCUGGACUUGAUAGUGAGAUAGACGAAACUGCAAGAGCAUGUUCAUCAUGUCAAAAUAUCUGCUGCAUGCCACAACCAGCACCGCUCCAUCCAUGGGAUUGGUCAGAGGAACCAUGGCAACGCAUCCAUGUUGAUUUUGCAGGUCCUUUGGCAGAGAGGAUGUUUCUAAUAGCAAUAGACGCUCACAGUAAAUGGCAGGAGGUGUCCAUUAUGAGAUCUACAACAGCAGAGAAAACCAUUGAAAAACUUGGGGAAAUGUUCAGCCGAUUUGGUUUUCCUGAGCAACUUGUGAGUGACAAUGGAACGCAGUUCACCUCACAAGAGUUCCAAAACUUCCUCGAGAUUAAUGGAGUACAACACAUCCGCUCUGCCUCAUACCAUCCAUUUACUAACAGAGCAGCAGAAGGGUUUGUUCAGAGCAUGAAACAUGCCUUGAAGGCUUCACAGGGACACGGCUCCCUCCACCAGCGCCUGAACAGUUUCUUGCUCACAUAUAGAAACACGACACACUCAACCACAAAGGCUACUCCUGCAGCGCUUCUCAUUAAGAGACAGCUUCACAACAGCCUCGACCUUCUGAAACCACCUAAGAUCAAAGACAUUGUUCUACUGAAUCAGCAGACUCAGGUUGAGAGACGCAAGCAAAAGAGCAAAGGAAAGACUUUUCCACCCAGGUGA